Molecule: messenger RNA, 2523 nt
Organism: Vicia villosa (hairy vetch)
Lineage: Eukaryota; Viridiplantae; Streptophyta; Magnoliopsida; Fabales; Fabaceae
Product: probable purine permease 11
Exons: 2
Coding region: 1283-2431 (382 amino acids)
Cellular component (GO): membrane
Molecular function (GO): purine nucleoside transmembrane transporter activity
Source: RefSeq, a predicted model, not a curated record
GAAUUAGUCAAAAUCCCAAUUUUUGGGAUUUUUUCGGAAAUGCAGUUCCGAAGUCUGGAAAAAUUUAGAAAAAAAAAAUAUUUCGGAAAUGCAUUUUCGAAGCGGGUUAAAAUGGGGUUUUCGCUGGGGGUGACCCCCAUAGGGAGGUGGGUAAAGAAAAAAUCUAUAUUUAUAUAUAUGUUUCUUGCUGUUUAAAAAAAAAAUUUAUAUAAACAUAUUUAUGAUUUUAAGUUAAAUAUUAAAUGAUUAGUUUACAGAUUAAUUUUUUUUAAUCAAAAAAUUAUUUAAUUAAAUUAUUAAGUAAAUAUGAUAUUUUCAAAUUUUAGGAUUUAGUUGAUAUGUUUAAAUUUUAUUAACUUGGUAUUUUAAUUUUAAUUUUUUAUUUUUGGCGAUCUAUACCAUCACAAAACUUGAGGCAUAACUAAUUGAUGUUUUUCAAGUUAAUACUUUUUGGAGAUUUAGAUCAUCACAAAAUCGUAACGAUUAAAGCCGACAGUAAUGACUAAAUUAUUUUAAAAAUAAUUUGUACCGACGUUGACACCACUCUAGAUUUUCAAAAAUAUAUAUAAAAUGUUAAAAAUAAACAUAAAAACUAAUUUUAAUUUUAAAGAUAAUAUAUAUUUAUUCUAAAAAUGAAAAUAAUAGAUCGAAUAUAGAGAAAAUAAUAGUAGAAAAAAUAUAACAGAAUGAUAGUAAAGAGAAAAUAUAAAGAAAAAUUUAAAUAGAAUAUAUGAAUAAAAAAUGAAAGCAGAAAGGGUAAAAAGAAAAUUACAGAAAAUAGAUAUAAACAAAUUACAAAAAGGAUGAAGUGAAAUAUAUUUUAUGUAUAAACUUUAUUAUAUUUUAUAAUAUAAAUUUAAAAUAAAAAAAUGUUAAAUGUUUAUUAAUUAAUUUUGGCGGUCAAAAUCUUAACUAAUAUGCAUCCGCCUAAGUUUUUACAAAGUUUUUGCAAGAAUCUUUUUACAAUCACAAAUAGUUAAUUUAGAAUUUGAUUAUAAUUAGUUUAAAAAAUGAGUUUAUUUAUAAACAUACCUUUCCUUGAACAACUUGCUCAUCAACCAAAAAAUUAAUCACAUUUUUUUGGUAUAUUUCUUUAUAUAAAUGUAGAGACAUAUAAACACACUAAUAAGUAGCCUCAACAUUAAAAAUCCCUAGACUCUAUACAGAAUUUCUUUGCAUACCUCUAUACAAAAUUUCUAUGCAAGCCAAUCUGCAGCUUCUUUGAGAAAGUUCUAUAAACAAAUAUGAUCAUCAUCUCUAUCAUAACCUUUAUUCUUUUUUAAUGGAGAUAGAUCAAGAACCACAACCACAAAGUUCAGAUAACACAAACAUAAACAUGACUCAACAACCUCAAGAUCCAAGAAUCAAAGACUACAGAUGGUGGUUUCGUGUAAUCCUAUACAUAAUUUUCCUCUUAGCAGGCCAAUCUUUCUCCCUUCUUUUAGAAAGACUAUACUAUGACAAAGGUGGUAAUAGCAAAUGGAUGAUCUCAUUUGUUCAAUCAUGUGGAUUCCCCUUACUCCUCCCACUCAUUUGUUACUUCAAAUCAAAAGAAAAUUUCAAGAACAUAUUCAACAUCAAUGAUAACAAUUCCUCCAUAAUCAAACCAAGAAAUUUCACCAUCUAUCUAGGGUUUGGCAUACUUUUAGAAGGAGUGUUCUUGAUGUAUUCCUAUGGACUUCAAUAUCUUCCUCUUUCAACUUUUUCUCUUAUAUGUUCAACCGAACUAGGGUUCAAUGCAUUAUUCUCUUUCUUCCUAAAUUCUCAAAAGUUUACAGCAUUGAUAUUCAAUUCUGUGUUUCUUCUUACUAUAUCAACUUCGUUGCUCGCCGUUGAUUCGAUUUCCGAAGACUCAAUGGAUAUUCAUAGAGAAAACUACAUACUUGGUUUCAUCUUCACUCUUUGUGCAUGUGCUACUUUUUCUCUAUAUCUUGCUCUAGUUCAAUUUUGUUUUGAGAAAGUUAUAAAAAGAGAAACCUUUGAUGCUAUCUUGGACAUGCAAUUCUAUCCUUCCCUCAUUGCUACUUGUGCUUGUGUGGUGGGAUUGUUUGUGAGUGGAGAAUGGAAAAUUUUGGACAAGGAGAUGAAGGAGUUUGAUAAUGGAAAAAUGUCAUAUGUAGUGACUUUGGUUUGUUGUGCUGUGACAUGGCAAGUAUGUUACAUUGGAAUGUUGGGGUUGGUUUUUGAGGUAUCUUCAUUGUUUGCAAAUAUUAUAGGUUCUUUGGUGUUACCCUUGGUUUCAACUCUUGCUGUUUUGUUCUUUCAUGAUGAGAUUGAUGGAGUUAAAUCUAUGGCCUUGAUAUUGGCAAUAUGGGGAUUUCUUUCAUAUAUUUAUCAAAAUUAUUUAGAUGAUAAAAAGGCUAAGGAAGUUAAGAGACUUUGUCUUGGGGUUUCAAAGGGUGAGGUAGAAAUCUCUUUUGAAAUGAGUUGAUAGAAGGAGGAUAAUAAAAUGUAAUGUUGUUGUUGUUGUAGUUGUUGCAUCUUUAUUGAUACUAUAGCAAGAUAUUAGUACAUUUCUAUGGA